GAGCUGCGAGUGAGAGACAAAGACCCCCGUCCGUUCUGCACGCGCUCACACCGCCAACGCUCCUCUGCAUGCCGGAUCCAGUUUUUCUCUCACUACUAUGCCUGUGUGUCGGACCGCUGUGUUUUAACUUGUGUGUGUGUGUGUGUGUGGAAGUGAAUUUUACGGAUACUACAGAGCACUCGUGGUGGACUAGGAUUCCUCGUCUUUAAUGGAAGGAUUGUACCACGACAUUUCCAGAAUUUCAUUUUACACAGAAUAUGACAGACACCUAGCGCACAGUAAAGGCAUGGCGACGGCAUACCUGGAGCCCAACCCAAACCACACCCUGGGCAGCGGGGCCAAGGCCCGUCUCAGCGCGGGGACGGAGCGGGCCCCCGGGGCCCCGGACAGGGUCCUGAAGAUCUUCCAUCGCUUUGAGAACAACAGCGAGCACAGCACCUGGUCCAGCAACAUCCGGCAUGGAGACGCCACCGACGUCAGGGGAAUCAUUCAGAAGAUCGUGGACAUUCAUAAGGUCAAACACGUGGCUUGUUUCGGGCUGCGUCUCACUCACGUACCGUCGGGUGACGUCCACUGGCUCCACCCGGAUAUGGGCGUGUCCCACGUUAGGGAGAGAUACGAGCAGAACCGCCCACAGGACGAAUGGAGGUAUGAGUUGAGGAUCCGUUACCUGCCCAAGGGCUUCCUCAAUCAGUUUGCUGAAGACAAACCUACUCUCAACUAUUUUUAUCAGCAGGUGAAGAAUGACUACAUGCUGGAGAUUGCGGAUCAGGUGGAUCAGGAGAUCGCGCUGAAGCUGGGAUGUCUUGAGAUCAGGAGAUUCUACAGAGAGAUGAGAGGAAACGCUCUGGAUAAAAAAUCCAACUAUGAACUGCUAGAAAAAGACGUUGGACUACGACGGUUCUUCCCCAAAAGUUUGUUGGAAUCGGUUAAGGCCAAAGCGCUGAGGAAACAGAUCCAACAAACGUUUAAGCAGUUCGCCAACCUGAACGACGAGCAGAGCAUACUGAAGUUUUUUGAGAUCCUGGCGCCAGUCUACAGAUUCGACAAAGAGUGCUUUCGAUGUGCUCUGGGGUCGAGUUGGGUCAUAUCAGUGGAUCUCGCCAUCGGUCCAGAGGAGGGAAUCAGUUACCUGACAGACAAGGGCUCCACGCCGACACAUCUGGCCAACUUCACGCAGGUGCAGAGCAUUCAUUACUCCUGCGUGGAGGAGAAGGAGAGGAAGGGCGUCUUACAGCUGGACGUGGCAGGAGCCGCUGAGCCUCUCACGAUCAGCACGCCGUCCUUCGCCACCGCUGAGAACAUGGCCGACCUCAUCGACGGAUACUGUCGACUGCUCAGUGCCAUCAACCAGUCCUUCAUCGUCAGACCGCAGAAAGAGGGGGAAAGAGCUCUUCCAUCCAUUCCAAAACUGGCCAACAAUGAGAAGCGGCUGGAGGGUAUUCGGGCAGGAGUUCGUGCCAUCUCUGUUUCAGACUCGGUGGUUCAGACGCCUACCAAAGCUGCUAAAGCUCGGCGCUUUCUCCUUCCGUUUGUCCUCUGUUCCCAUGAUUCUCCUCCUAAGGAAGAUCUAAGCGGAGAUGAAACAGACGACUACGCAGAGAUCAUAGAUGAGGAGGACACCUACACCAUGCCCUCCACCGAAUGCUAUGGAUUAGACGCAGCUCAGGACUAUGAGAUCCAGCGGGACAGAAUCGAGUUGGGACGGUGUAUCGGCGAGGGCCAGUUUGGUGACGUCCACCAAGGGGUUUACAUGAGUCCGGAGAAUCCAUCGUUAUCAGUGGCCAUUAAGACGUGUAAGAACUGCACCUCAGACAGCGUGCGUGAGAAGUUCCUCCAGGAAGCUCUGACAAUGCGGCAGUUUGACCAUCCGCACAUUGUGAAGUUGAUUGGAAUCAUCACUGAGAAUCCCGUCUGGAUCAUCAUGGAGUUGUGCACGCUUGGAGAGUUGAGGUCGUUCUUGCAAAUAAGGAAGUACAACCUCGACCUGUCCACGCUGAUUCUGUUCGCCUAUCAGCUGAGCACAGCGCUGGCAUACCUGGAGAGCAAACGCUUCGUGCACAGGGACAUUGCUGCCAGGAACGUGCUGGUGUCUUCCAUAGACUGUGUGAAACUCGGUGACUUCGGUCUCUCCAGAUACAUGGAGGACAGUUCCUAUUAUAAAGCUUCUAAAGGGAAACUGCCGAUCAAAUGGAUGGCUCCUGAAUCCAUAAACUUCCGGCGGUUUACCUCGGCCAGUGACGUCUGGAUGUUUGGUGUGUGUAUGUGGGAAAUCCUCAUGUUCGGCAUCAAGCCCUUCCAGGGCGUGAAGAAUAAUGAUGUGAUCGGGCGGAUAGAGAACGGCGAGAGGUUAGCGAUGCCCCAAAACUGCCCUCCGACCCUCUACAGCCUGAUGACCAAAUGCUGGGCGUACGACCCCAGCAAACGCCCUCGCUUCACCGAACUCAAGACGCAGCUCAGCACUAUCCUGGACGAGGAGAAGGCCCAGCAGGAGGAGCGUUUCCGGAUGGAGAUGAGGAGACAGGUCACCGUGUCCUGGGACGCUGGGAAUUCAGACGAGGCUCCUCCAAAGCCCAGCAGACCUGGUUACCCGAGUCCUCGAUCCAGUGAAGGUUAUUUCCCUAGUCCUCAACACGCUGGUCAGCACAACCACUACCAGGGGUCAGGAUAUCCUGGUGCACACGUGACCGGUGCAGGAUUCCCGCCGCAGGCGUCUGUCCUCGACCCGCAUGAAGCAUGGAACCAUCACAGACAGGAGGUUCCUGUGUGGUCUCCAAACAUGGAGGAUGGAGGCGCUCUGGGGCGGACUCAGGGGAUGCCCGCCCACCUGAUGGAGGAGACGCUCAUUAAGCAGCAGCAGCAGAUGGAGGAGGACCAGAGAUGGCUGGAGCAGGAGGAGAGCUUCCUGAAGCCGGAGUCGAGGAACUCGAGGGGCAGCAUCGAUCGUGAGGACAGCGCUCUCCAGGCCCCGAUGGGGAAGCAGCACGUUUAUCAGCCCGUGGGUAAAGCAGAACAUGUGGCUCCACCAAAGAAGCCGCCCCGUCCCGGCGCUCCGAGUCACCUGACCAACCUGAACCCUGUGGACAGUUACAACGAGGGUGUCAAGAUCCAGCCUCAGGAGAUCAGUCCUCCUCCCACAGCAAACCUGGACCGCUCCAAUGAUAAGGUGUAUGAGAACGUGACGGGGCUGGUGAAGGCCGUGAUCGAGAUGUCCAGCCGCAUCCAGCCCGCGCCGCCCGAGGAGUACGUCCCCAUGGUGAAGGAUGUUGGACUGGCGCUCAGGACUUUACUAGCGACGGUGGACGAGACCAUCCCAGUGUUACCGGCCAGCACUCACAGAGAGAUCGAGAUGGCUCAGAAGCUGCUGAACUCGGACCUGGCGGAGCUCAUCAGUAAGAUGCGUCUGGCGCAGCAGUACGUCUUGACCAGCCUGCAGCAGGACUACAAGAAGCAGAUGCUGACCGCGGCUCACGCGCUCGCCGUGGACGCCAAGAACCUGCUGGACGUCAUCGACCAGGCGCGGCUGAAGAUGCUGGCCCACGGCCGGCCGCACUGACUCCUGCCUCCUGAUGCUGGAUCAUCAGCGGGACUUCAACACAGCAGAGCUGACAGAAAUACACCUUUAGAAUAGAGAUUGGUGGAGUUGGUGGAGCGGAGAGGAUAUUGCAGACGUAUUGUUUUAUAACCGCUAGCAGCAUCGUGUUUUAUUUUGUAUCCAGAAAUGAAGUUGGUCUUAAACUUUCUCAGCGCUGGAGAAUCUGCAACUGGAACCCAAUGAACUCUAAUAAUGGUUUUCCAAUGAUCCAAAGGUCACGCAAGUGAUUUUCUAUAGUUGAUCUCAGACUUCGGUGAUCAAGGUGCUUUAACAACAUCCUCUGAGAAACUCAGGGGUUCGACGCACCGAGAGACACGACUCUCAUGUACAGACUCACAAAGCCAAACCACAGUCGUAUUUAACAGAUUUUUUAAAGGAAUCACAGCUAUUGUAUGAAACAGAGGGAAAUUCCAAUGCGAAUAUAGUCACAUAUCAGUCACUUGAAGCACAUAUUGAUAAAUUGUUAUAAUCGAAGCUGCCUUCUGAAUUCAUUUUAAGAGACUUAAUUCUGUAAAAUCAUGUCAUGUUGUUGUUUUUUACCACACACUAGGGUUGAAGUGGCCCGUUUGAGUUCGGACUAGAAUUACUUUUGUGUACAGAACAAUCGUGAAAUCCAUUUUGUCAUUGCUAUAAAUUAUUCUCAGGAAGAAGCAACUGUACAGAUCUUUUAACUAAUAAAAUGUUAUCAUUAUCUUUA
This is a messenger RNA of Onychostoma macrolepis, 4292 nucleotides long. RefSeq names its product protein tyrosine kinase 2aa (gene ptk2aa). Gene Ontology annotation, molecular function: protein tyrosine kinase activity; ATP binding. The coding region runs from base 209 to 3556 and encodes 1115 amino acids. The transcript is spliced from 35 exons. NCBI's taxonomy places the organism in Eukaryota, Metazoa, Chordata, Actinopteri, Cypriniformes, Cyprinidae. Gene Ontology annotation, cellular component: cytoskeleton; focal adhesion. Gene Ontology annotation, biological process: signal complex assembly; protein phosphorylation. The record is from RefSeq and is a predicted model, not a curated record.